Megalobrama amblycephala (Wuchang bream) is the source of this 849-nucleotide messenger RNA. RefSeq names its product proteasome 20S subunit beta 6 (gene psmb6). Gene Ontology annotation, cellular component: proteasome core complex. The transcript is spliced from 6 exons. The coding region runs from base 62 to 760 and encodes 232 amino acids. The record is from RefSeq and is a predicted model, not a curated record. NCBI's taxonomy places the organism in Eukaryota, Metazoa, Chordata, Actinopteri, Cypriniformes, Xenocyprididae. Gene Ontology annotation, molecular function: threonine-type endopeptidase activity.
GUCAGGCAUAUGUGCGGACUCCCGCCGCGGGGUCCUUCUUCAGUAAGGUUGUUUAGAGAAGAUGGCGGCAGCUCUGCAGUAUCCAGCUAAUGUUUCGUCUUUUAACUCUUAUAAUGAUUUGUUUCCUGACUGGACGCAGAGGGAAGUCAGCACAGGGACCACCAUCAUGGCGGUGGAGUUUGAUGGUGGAGUUGUGAUCGGCGCCGACUCCCGCACGACCACCGGCGCUUACAUCGCCAACCGCGUGACGGAUAAACUCACGCCCAUCCACGAUCGGAUCUUCUGCUGUCGCUCGGGCUCGGCGGCCGAUACGCAGGCCAUCGCUGACGCCGUCACCUACCAGCUGGGCUUCCACAGUAUCGAGCUGGACGAAGCUCCUCUGGUCCAGACGGCGGCCAGUCUGUUCCGGGACAUGUGCUACAGGUACAGAGAGGAGCUGAUGGCCGGGAUCAUCGUGGCCGGCUGGGACAAACGGAGGGGCGGACAGGUGUACACGGUGCCGGUUGGAGGGAUGAUGACCAGGCAGCCGGUGUCGGUCGGUGGAUCCGGCAGCAGCUACAUCUACGGAUAUGUGGAUUCAAACUACAAAGCCGAAAUGAGCAAAGAGGAGUGUCUCAAAUUCACUGCAGGAGCGCUGGCUCUGGCCAUGGAGAGAGACGGCUCCAGCGGAGGAGUGGUGAGACUGGCUGUCAUCACGGAGCAGGGAGUGGAGAGACAGGUCAUCCUCGGGAACCAGUUACCACAGUUCUCCACCGUCUGAAUCUCACCGAUCUGUCUGUUAGGAAAACCUCAAGGUGUUUCUGUAGAUGUUUGUCAUACAAAGUUCCAAUAAACAUGACUUCUUUCAAA